Zeugodacus cucurbitae (melon fly) is the source of this 9619-nucleotide messenger RNA. RefSeq lists its product as uncharacterized. The transcript has 8 exons. The record is from RefSeq and is a predicted model, not a curated record. The coding region runs from base 433 to 8001 and encodes 2522 amino acids. NCBI's taxonomy places the organism in Eukaryota, Metazoa, Arthropoda, Insecta, Diptera, Tephritidae.
CAGAUUUUUUAGUCUUUUAUUGUUUCGGAGUGGAAAACGUUUGUCGGUGACAAUCAGUGCGCUGAAAGCCAGCCAGAGCCAAAGCCAAACGGCAAAUCAACAAAUCAACAAAAGAUAACCAGCAAACGAGAUAAUCAACUGCGAGCGUUCAGUUAGUUCGGUGUGUCCAACAAAUGAGUGAAGCACCCACUAAAUAACGGUGAAGUUUUGAAGAUUUUCGCAAGCAAAAGGGGUGAAGAAAUUUUCAAAACAACAACAAAGGCGACCAACGCCAAGUGAACGACCAGAUAACAGUAAAACGAAUAAUUAACCAAAAGAAAAUCGAAAAGUUACAUUUUUUAAACGCAACUCGGUUUUCUGAGUAACAACAACGUCAGCAACAGCAAUUAUCCGCUACUCGCUGCUGCCCUUGAAAAUACCAGCAACUAGAAAAUGAUUGAAGUUGACCCGGAAAUUACCAAGCCAUUGAACUUGGCUAACUCAGCUGUUUUGCGGGCCGUUGAAGAAGAAGAGCAAAUGAAAUGCGAUGUUGCUUGUGAACGGCAGAGUCGCCCGCGGCAGCGCAGGCCGCAUCCCACAGCAUGCGAAUUCUACGAGCAGUACUAUGACCAUGCCGUGCACACUCCAGUGCACCAGCAGCAGUUGGAGCAAAUCAAAACGCAAUACCUGUGCCAUCAGCACGACAUCACCAUUGACCGUGAUACGGUGUUGAAGAUAAAUCGCCUUGCCACACGCAGGAAUUUGCAUAAACGCGACCACAGCUGGCCGCCGCCGUGCAGUGAUUACGCCGAGGGGAGUGAAGCAAUCGCUUCGAGCAGUGGGGGCGCUGAGGAGGUGGGUCGCGGAACGCAAUCACUCACACACUCGCGCAGUUCCUCGAGCGAACAGCAAGCCCAGCAAAUGCGAUAUGAACAGCAUCUAGCACAGCAACAACGAGCCAGUUGUAACAACAAUGCGUUGCACUUUGCGGAGAGCGUGUGCAGGGGGCAUGGCAUCGAUGCGAUACGUGAGAAAUUCAAUAGUCCCACGCGAAUAAUUGAACCGACGCCCACCGAGUUGCGGCAACGCAAUAAAAUGGAGCAAUUGCAGUUUCGAAAGCAAAAACUACAGAAAAAUGCGACAAAUAAAUCAGCACGUGUCACCGAUAGCUCCCGCGAGACGCGCGCGAACAUCUCUACUGAUGGCGAUGUUGGCAAGGCGCAGCAAACAUUGACAAAUGUGUACAAUAACAUGGCUAAUACAUCAUCGGUCAACGCGGCUGCAGAUUCUUUGUGGUCCGUCAUCGCGCCGAAGGCAGCGGUAACCACCAGUUGGCCUGCAGCCAUGAAAAAUGAUGAGGGGAGUGGGGAAUCGACUAAUAUUGCCACCACUAGCAGCUCUGAUGCUGCAGAUUACGGCACCCCGGUGGCGCGCGGCUUCUCCGCACCCGAAACUAAAGCGGCCGAUGAAAAUAUUGGGCUGGUGGAGCCACGUCGCUAUUACUUCGAACAAUUGGCGCGUCGCGAUGAAGGGACACCUACACCUAAAAAAUGGCACAGUUAUGACAAUAUUGUGGCAGCCACAUCGGACCAACUACAAAUCACCAAGGAACGUAUCGCAACAGCCGCCAUCAAUAAUAAUAGACAAUCACAGUCGCUAGAUCGUGGACGCGCGCAGCAACAGCGUCGACGCGAACAGUUGCCACCACUGAAACCUCGGUCCGCUGGCGGUCCGGCUAGUGGGGGCAGCAGUCCCGCAGCGCAUAUAACACCAGUGAGCAGUACAAGCGAAAUCAAUGUAACAACACCAAAAGGGGAGAGCAGUGCUUUUGGUGGCGGUCGCUUUGGCAUGGCAAAGACAACGCCACUAACGAGCCAUCCAUCAAGAUCGAGUGAAGGCAUGUCACCGCGCGUACAGCGGCGUGCCAUUAAAUUGGCAACUGAAAUACAAAUAUGUUACGAUGACUCGGGCGCUGAUGAAUCAUUCAGUUCAACUGCUGCACACUUGGAUGAUAAGGGUGGCAUGUCUUCCAGUAAUUCGCGACAAAUACAAACUGAAGACACUAAAGCAACGAAGCUACAAGGGAGGAACGGUAAAAAUUUGCAGUCAAACCCAGUUGGUACACAGUCCGUAAGUGACCUGGAGCACAUACCAUUGCCCUCACCACCAAAAGUUGGAAGAAUCUCAUCUCAAAGUUCAAAGCACAAGACGUCUAGCAAUGAGGAUGUAGGUUCUGAACAUUCAAUUGAGGUACAACGAACCCAGAAACCCGCCAAUCAAACUCAAAAGCAACAACAACAAAGACAACAUCAACACUGUAACAGCGAAAGGAUCAUACCAAUUGAGCUGGAGAAAGGUCAUGCAGCUGGACAUUUCAAAAAAGCGCCACGUCGAGACCUUAGCAGCGUCAGCGCGGACCAACUUUACGAUGAUGCUUGCAUCUAUUUACGCUCGAUUGAUUUAGAUGACCGAACUGUCGCUUACAUACCCGCCGCUAUUACAAUAGUACCCUCGCCACCUGAGGAAAUGUUGCAACAUGGGACAGUUGGUGAAGCUAGACGAAGAAGAGAGGAGCCUGCAGAGGCUUCAAAAUCAGCUGCAUCCCCUCAAAUAUCGCCACCGUCCAUUGCCAAUCGUGCAACGUCACAAACUCCCACCACCAUGCCAAGGACAAAUAUUCAGAAAUCCUCUGUAGCUGGCUCUUCAACUGUUAGCGAAACUAUUAAUCGCAAGAGUAAUAAUAAACCUCGUACCAAUGGUGGCUAUAAAAUGAACAUGCCACCAAACGAAGCUCAUUGCAAGGAACCCACACACGCAGGCGCAGCCCAAUUACCCAUAUACAAUGCCUCCGAUCGAAAAUUGGUUGCCUCACAACCAAAAAAGCCGCAGAAAGCAGUGGGAAAAGCCAACGAAAAUGAAGUUGCCAAAAGCAAAAUACAAGCCGCUGCAGGGCAGAGCCAACAAAGAAUACGGCCCAUCCGCCCUCGCGGCAUUUACUACACCGAUGGUGAAUACUUGUAUGGGCCAUUUGGCGAGAUGUCAGACACGCUUGAAACUCGCACCACACCAACAACAGAGGAAGCCAGAGAUGAGGCAUCCAGAUCCACAGCUGCCACAACUGACAGCAAACGAAAUUGUGCUGCUGAAAAUGAGUCGCAAAUAAACAACAAAGCCAUGAAGGCAAUACAGAAACAACAAAAGGUAGAUUGUCGCAAUACAAUAAAAAUGCAACAAGCUAUGCUGCCGCGAACGGCAACGGGGGCGCCAACUAAUGAAGGGCCUCGUCGGAAUUGUGAAGUAAUGGAACUGUCAGAAGUAGAGCUGCAGGGGAAAAACGCAGCCGAAAUAGCGGCUCUCGAAACAAAAUAUGGACGCUUUCAGCAAUCCAUUGCCGAACACCUGCGUCAAAUUGACACCUAUAUGGAAAAUGCAAAAGCCGCGCUAAAUCGCAGUUUACCUCAUCCAAAGCCAACACACGAACAGGAUGAUGGCAAAAUGUCCACACGGACAGCUGAUCCGCUACGUCAGCCAAAUAUAUCACUGCAAUCUGCUUCCCAGAAAACCGAAACACAACUCGAAGAGUCUGAGCUAGUGGACCAGCAAGGCAUCGAAGCCGCACUCCCACCAGAAAACCCUCUGCAAGCUAUAGCCCGCCACUGGCAGCAAUACCGACCGUUGCACAUCGUUAGCGUCACUGAUGACAAUCUACAUGAAAUGGAAACACUUGUACGUCCUAUUGUGCUGGAAAAUAUGCCUGUGGUUGAGCAGGCUUUGCAGGAUUUGUCCGCCAUUAAGGUUGGUGGCACAGCAGCAAAACUGACGGCCAAGUAUGCGGGCGAUUUAGGAAGUCGAAGUGGCAACGAUGGCAGUGUGUUACAGCCACUAAUGCGACGCCUGAUUGCGGUGCAAAGUAAACAGCCUGGCGUAGCACACGCAGACCCCUCAGUUAGUUUGACGGAUCGUAAAGAUAUCGAAGGAUUACUACUGGUUGAACAUCACGUUGCGCCCACUGCAAGUCUAGCGAAACGUGUGACUAUAUUGGAAAAUCUUGACGAGGCCGACGCUCAUCCUGGACGUAAGCCAAAUAAUAUCGUCCUAAUUGAAAUUGAAGGCGGCGAUAAGAAGCAUAAUGUUAGCGAUGUGAUUGCAGUGGCAAAUGACAAAAUUGAUGACAGCAAUAAUUGCAAGAGCUCAGCAGACAAGAGAAAUUGUAAUGACAUGCUAGAGCCGAGGCCAGCUCAAUCCAUGGCUAAGAUUCUUGCGGCUAAUGAAAAUGAGAAUUUCGAGCAAAUUUAUUUGUCAAAUACGCUUGAGGAAGAUAAUCGGAAGAUAACAUCCGAUACGAGCGGCAGAUUCGGGCACAAAUUAGGUGAUAAAUCAACAACAAGCAGCAACUUUGAUGUAAUCUCGGCAGGUGAAGUCACCAAUGAACAUGUUAUUGAUGUUGUAGCCAAUUAUGAGCAACUAAUGCAGUUGCAAGAAGGCAGAACAACGGCCGCGUCACCAAAUGCAACGACAAUAACUUCAACAAAACAAACACAGCAACAACAAUUUCAGCAUGUUUCACUUAAGAGCCCAGACAUUUCAGCUGCAAGUACCACCCCCAUCCCCAGGCGACGUGCAGCCACAUUGACAGGGGAAAAGCCUACAAUAAGUGCAAUUGGGACACGACCGGCAUUCACAGUAUCGGCGGCAGACGAGGGAGGAAGUGAACGUCGCAAGGCCGCGACACCCCGCUGGCAGAAUGAAACAAUGCAACGAGAGCAAUGCCAAAAACAACCUCAAUCACACUUAUCUGCAGCACCGGAACCACCAACUCCACCACCACCCCCGCCACUACCUCCACCGCCUCGUGCGGGAAGCUUGCCGAAAGAGUUAUGCAAAAAUGUGGUUUCUGGUUAUAUUUCCACACAUCAAUCGCAGGAGCAGCUGGUGGAGCAGGUAAUUGACAAGCUGCAACUAGAUCUGGUAUCACAACGGCAAUGGGAACAACUAAAGCAAGUGAAGCCAGAAAAACCAGACAACAAUAAACGCUUAGCUGGAAUCGACAUCGAAACCUCAAAUCAAGAUCAUCUCAGAGAUCCGUUAGUUGAGCAACGACAACCAUCCAAAGAAUUCGCAAUGCAACAACUAAAUCAACAGCAAUCAGCAAUUUUGCCAAUAACGAAGAGUAACCAAACACCGUGCGACCAACAGAAUGCGCAAUCAACUGAAAUCACAAUCCCAAGCAGCAACCCCCACUCUGCGCAAGAGACGAAACCAGCACACUGUGUUGUAACGGUUUUGACUCCAGACAAACGGGACAGGCGAACAAUUUCCGGUCGCCGAGGCAAAUUAACGGUGCAUAUCAAUGGAGACAACAAAAAUAAUCUUGAGUCGGACAACACGGACAGUUUCGAUACGUACAAAGCCACCUACGAGAUACCAAGCCCCUGUUUUAAGCAGCAAAUUACAUGGAAGCAAAUAGUGAAUGUACCACAAACUGCAGACAGCAAGUUCACCACUCUUUCGGAGUUAGGCAGAUACAGCGAAGAUAACAAUGAUGUGCAUACCGAUGCGAAGCCAAGAGAAGAAGCAACUGCUAGCAAUCAAUCACUUACAGCCAGACUUCAGUUUGUCAAACAGCAAUCAAGGACUCCCUCCCCAGCCCCAAUGAAAACCCAUCUACAGCAGUCAUCCACUCGAUGUUCACGCAGUCGCUCCAAAAGUCCACGUGCAAAGCAAGCCAGCCGCUCGCCCACGCGUAAAUACCCCGCUGCAUUAAUUGAACCCAACGCACCAACCCGUGCCGCCUCUCCAUUCGGCCUCAAUCCGCUCGACAUUACCGAACUGAUUGAUGACACUGCACACGCGUACGAUGCCGCAGAUACUGACGAUCGUGGUGGGGAGCUCUCCAAACCGACCGCCAGUGCUCAAUUAGGCGGCACCAAAAUCGCCACCUCGUUCGCUUCUAGCAGGCAGUUGGCAGAGUUUGUGCCACAGGUGGAAGGUCACAAUGUUGGCUUAUUGGUGCGUACAUCCACCGGUCCACAAACCCAGCAGCUGUGGCAAGCGAAGUUGCAGAGCGUGCCACACACCACGGCCGCGCGAUGCAAUGAAAAUGCGCAAAUUGAAAUGGACAAUGCGCUCACGCACAGCGCCGACAUGCAUUAUGCUUAUACCGAGGCUAGUGCCAAUAAUGAUGGCGACGAUGGUGAUGAUGAUGUGGACUUGGACUACUGCGUCGACAGCCGGCAACAGCAUAUCGCAGAUAGUGACAAACACUCAAUAAAAAGGCAUUCGCCAGUAGUGCCGUUAUCACCAUCGUCCUCCUCGGGGUACUGGGCACGUGCAGACAGUUUGCAAUCGAUGACGAGUGAGAGGGUGCAUGACGCCCGCCGUGACGGAAUCGAGACAACACCAUUCGAAAUACAUCCACGUAGAACAGCAAAACAUUUACAAACACCGUCGGUACCUGACAGCAGUGUUGCGACCGGGUUGGAAGAACCACAUUCGCGCCAGCGGGGACACCGCCGCGAAGCGCACCAACAGGAAGUCGUCCUGGACAACGACAGCCGGCAGCAAAGCCCCGGUACCGUAGGCGAGCCUGCAGUCGCAUUGCCACGUGAGAGUGGCAUAAUUAAUCGCUCGUUCGAUAAUGUUUCACCGCGUCCCUACAACACCGUUGAAGGUUAUAAGCGCGUUGCCUGGCCGCCCGUGUCCGAGGAGCGCGUCGUUAGGGAAUUCACGCCCCAACCAACUUCUGCUCACUAUCCGGUAUCAGGCUCGCUGCCACAACAACCAGCACAACAGCAACAGCCACAACACUUGCAACAGCAGCAGCAACCACUUCAACAGCAACAACAACAGCAACAGAACGCUGCGCCAGCCAACCAGGGUAGCAUUUAUAACAACGUCAGUCGUGCUGUUCGCGAUAACUCAUCCCAUCCUUAUCAACAACCACAACAACAUCAACCGUCGGAUCAACAACACUAUGAAUCACUCCAACAACCCAUACAAUAUACCCAGGCUCAAUUUAACCGCCAACCCUCACGUGAGCCGGCUGGUCCACCAUUUGGACAACAUUUAAAUGAACAAUACGGACAACCAACACCGGUCCCACAAUACCAAUUACACAAUUAUCCCGUUGAACCGCAACAACCCGAACAGCAAUAUGACCCGAAUUCCUCAUCUGGUUGGAGACCAAUCCGCCCGCCCAUGCCUAAGGGUCAAAGUGAAUUUGUAACAAGCCCUGUAGGUGGCGCGCCCUUUUAUCCGAGUCACGGCCAACAAGAACCAUCUACACCACAGUAUCGCGCCACAUCAUACGAUCAAUAUCAAGGCCAACCGCAGGCACAAAGCUACCAGCCACACCAGGGCUCGCAGCCUCCUUAUACCCAACAGCCCUACUAUCAGUCGCAGCAACAACAGCAGCCAUCUUGGGCACAUAAUCAGCCUAUCCAGCAAUACCAACCAGCUCAGGCGCCUUACCAACAGGGACCUCCACAGUCGCAGCAGCAGCAAUAUCAAGCUGCUCCUCCAUCUAAUUAUCAAUCGCAAGCAUAUCAUCAAGCAUCUCCUCAACAACAACAACAACAACCACAACAACAAUAUUCGACUUUACCACAAUCCAAUCAAUAUAAUUCUUAUUCACAGCCUCAACACGUUGGCCAGGAUCAACCCGAUCACCAAGCGCCAGCACAGAGUUUGCCGCAAGAUUAUCGCGGCGGAAGUCCCGGAAUUAUAACGCUACGCAAGGAAGCGCCGGUUACACAAAAGCCAGCCCCCGUUUACAACGCCCAACCAGCGGCCGUUAGCUUUCAAGGAGGCAGCAACAUGCGCGGAGAUUUGAAGUGGCCACCACCAGAAUAUAAAGAAGCCGCCGUUCGCGAAAAUGAAGAACGCCGGAAACUGGCCCAGGGACCAGUAUGCCGCCCACGGAAAGUCAAUCGCGAUUACACAACAUUCUUCGCUAAAAACGCACUGAACAGCUACUACCCCAGCUACAAGGUGCCACCAGGCACCCAACACAUGUUGUCUUAAAAGAUAUGAAUUCGAAAACCAGUUUGCUGGAACCAGACCCUGGAAAAAGUGAAUAAAUCAAAUUUCAAUACAAAAACCAAAAAAAAAAAAUACUUCACAAAAAAUGCAAAAAAAAAAUAAAAUAAUUUUCAUAAUGACAUUGAAAAGUAACGAAAAAUGUAACUAAUUGUACGUUAUAACGAAAUGAAACAUCAACUAAUCACGAACUAACCCAAAGGAGCAUUGAAAAACAAAGAGCAAAUAGCAAAAAAGCCAAAAAAAAAUGUACUAGGUCAAAUUUACACUAACGAAUUUUGUUCUCAAAUCUGUACAUGGACAAUCGAGAUGAAUAGGGUUGGGAAAUAACCCUUCGGACAAUACGAAAUGUCUUGAUGCUUUGGAGUGUGUGAGUCUGCGAGGUCGUCGGCUGUGCUCAACGAGGCGGGGGUACGUUAAAAACUACAAAAUGAUACACGGUACUUUACACCAACAACAACUACGCGUGCCACUGGAUCAUUGAACACGCCCGAGAUGUCGGGAACCAAGCGCCAAUGCAUUAACAUUAAUCUAUGUACAUACCUACACAUAUGCAAAUGAACGCUUGUGUGUAUGUAACGGUUUUUUUAGAUUUCUUUUAAUUUAUAACCACAAUUGACUCAACUAUCACAAUCUUGCACGCAUGUAUACAUCGUACUUCGUGUGUGAGAUGGGGUGGUUGAGGAUUAAUUUUCAUAAAAAAAAUCAAUUUUUAGUAGUAAGUGACUCGAUGUAAAUUAGUUUUGAAUACAUAAAUACUUGGAAACCGUCCUAAGGCGAACUCCAUCUUAGGAUGUUGGCGAAGAAAAACAAAAGCGUUCCACGAACAUCCGACGCUGAACUGAGUUUUCAAAUAAAAUCAAAUGAAAAUACCAAACGGAAAUCUACUAUCUAAGCAAUCUACAAUACAAAAAUUCUGAUACGAACUAUGGCAUAUUGAUGAGGCUUUAAACGAUUUUGACAUAACGGAAACAUUUUAACUUUAAUUUAAACAACUCUCCUUCGAAAGCAAGCAACAUGUUCAUGUGUCACUUGCAAAGAAGUUGUCUUUUAAUUUCAUUUAUGAUUUGCUUAUCAUUUCAGUUGCAUCCACUUUGCAACAUAUUUUUAAUUAUGUUUCAUUUCAAAUUGUUAUUGCAUAAAAAAUACAAAAAAAAAUAUAAAUAAAUAUAAACAAUAGUUAAUAUAUUAAUGAAAUACAUAUAUAUUAAAUAUUAGUUUUCUCCAUUUAUUAUUAAGUCAAAGAGCAUACAUAUAAUAUAUAUAGAAACAGUUCGCAACAGCAACAGCAUGCAAUGUUGCAGACCCUAGUUGUAAGAGUAACAAAACGCAAGAAAAAACUAUUUAAGUAUGUAUAUGUAUAUAUGAAUAUACGCAUACAAGAAUGUAAGAAGAGGAGCAGCUGAAGUUCAUGCACAACCACAUAAUGGUGGUGGGUGUCCUGAAAGCACUAAGAUAUAUUUACAAAUGAAAAAUCAAACUUAUGUAACAAUGUAACCGAUUAACUACAUCUACAUAUGUACAUCCAUCAGAGGUGUAAACCAAUAAAUAUUAAGAAUAAUUCAUGAAAUCACAUUACCUCAGUGGACGCAAUUUGUGCCAU